Scomber scombrus (Atlantic mackerel) is the source of this 2697-nucleotide messenger RNA. It is a transcript of the gene hs3st3b1a, whose product is annotated as heparan sulfate (glucosamine) 3-O-sulfotransferase 3B1a. Gene Ontology annotation, molecular function: [heparan sulfate]-glucosamine 3-sulfotransferase activity. Lineage: Eukaryota; Metazoa; Chordata; Actinopteri; Scombriformes; Scombridae. The transcript has 2 exons. Bases 331 to 1443 code for a protein of 370 amino acids. The record is from RefSeq and is a predicted model, not a curated record.
CACACUGAGCGCAAGUGAUGGGAGACAAACCCAGUCCCUGACGCGCGUAUCGCUCACCUGGUGAUAUUUUCACAGCCUAUAUUGUGAUUUUUUUUCAUUUUCAUUUUGUUGUAUCUUUUUAGAAUAAAACAUUUCAUGCAGGACUGGAGUUAAAUCUGGAGGUGAGCGCGCGUGUCUUACAAUUAAGUAUCAGUUUCCACAUUGGCUCAGCAUUGUGUUUUGGGGAUUUUACGCACCGAUUGUGCAGGAUUUGAGCCAUGGCAGAGGAGUGAGGCGCCUUUUCCAAAAUGCCUGUGAACUGGAAUAUAUUAACUUUUGCACAGCGGUCCUAUGGAAUAUAGUCCGAUUUUACACAGUCUACAUGUUGUGCCAUCAUCCCACGUGAAAAACAAACUCUUUGUAUUUUGUAUAAUGCUGUCUCUUUGGGUAUAUAUGAUAUAUUGUUGUGUUGGCUACUGCUCAACUGUGCCAAACCUGACGUACAGAUCGGUGAACAGACACGACAACGACGCUGAAGUUGACAAUCAGGAGUCCUCUCUCGGGGCGUCCAGGGACUUACUGAAUAACGAAAACGAUUUGGACAGCAGAGGAGACGAGUGGGAUGAAAUUAGAGGCGAGGCGAAGGCGUUGGAUGAUAAUGCCAUGUCAGGUUUCCUCAAUGAAUCGGAAAGUAAAAAGUUGCCCCAGGCGAUCAUCAUCGGGGUGAAGAAAGGAGGGACCCGGGCGCUGCUGGAGUUUCUACGCCUGCAUCCGGACAUCAGGGCGGUGGGAGCCGAGCCGCACUUCUUCGACCGCAACUACGACAAGGGACUGGAGUGGUACAGGGAACUGAUGCCCAAGUCAUCAGAGGGCCAGUUGACCAUGGAGAAGACACCCAGCUACUACGUUACCAAGGAGGUCCCUGCUCGCAUCUACACCAUGUAUAAAGACACAAAGCUGAUUGUAGUUGUUCGGAAUCCUGUCACACGAGCCAUCUCAGACUACACCCAGACUCGCUCCAAGAAGCCGGACAUCCCCUCAUUCGAGACCCUGACCUUUAAGAACAUAUCAGCAGGUCUGAUUGACACCACAUGGAGCGCUGUUCAAAUUGGCAUGUAUGCUAAGCACCUUGAGCGUUGGCUCCAGUUCUUCCCCAUGGAGCAGCUGCUGUUUGUUAGCGGAGAGCGUCUGAUUAGCGACCCUGCAGGUGAGAUGGCUCGCGUUCAGGACUUUCUCGGGCUCAGGAGGGUGGUCACAGAGAAACAUUUCCACUUUAACCCAGCAAAGGGCUUCCCCUGCCUUAAGAGACCUGAGGGGAACAGCAAGCCACACUGUCUGGGCAAAACCAAAGGCCGGACCCAUCCUAAUAUUGACCCAGAGGUGGUGCAGAGGCUAAGAGACUUUUAUAAACCCUUUAACAGCAAGUUUUACCAGAUGACUGGUCAAGACUUUGGCUGGGACUGAGAGGAAAUCUAAUGCAACAGACUCAUGCUUGUCCCUCUGUGUUUUAAAAAAUAAUUGUAUCAUUCUGGAGAUAUUAUUAUACAGUGUAUGUACAGUAUUUGGUGGAUGUGUAAAAAGUUCAGAAGUCUAUUUUAUGAUAAUUUAUUGUUAUGAUAUUAACUCACUAAGCUGCCUAACCAGGUUUAUUCAUGUCCCAUCACACACUUUAUGUUCUUUUUUCAGUUCUCACCAACAUGUUCCUAAAAGCACAAUGUUUUUACGGGUAUUAUGAGCAAGGUCAGUACACUUUUUGUUUUUAAACCAAUUUAUUUGGUUUUAUUUUCUUUUUCUUUUACUUUCCUAAAUGCUGCUUUUGCUUCACCAUAAGCUGAAUGAGAGCCAACUUUAUGAACAACUGGUAAUAUCCCCUUAACAUUUGCCUGAACCUCAGAGGUCCAUAGACUUACUUAGUCAGGUCGAUACAGGCCCCAGCUGAUCCAGUGCCACUUGCCAGGUGGAUCAAUACAGUAAUAACUCCUCAUCAUGUCAAUUAGACCUGAGUGAUGGCACUGCCUUAAUCUCUUGAGCACCGCAAUAAAACAUAGAUCCAAUAAUGGUAGUAAGUUUACGGUUGACCCUUGAGCCAACUUCAAGUUAAUAUAAUAUAUAAAUUUCCACUGUAAUGUUUUGGCUUAACCACUAUUUAUACUGUUUCUACAAAGGAACGUUGAUUUGGCACCAAUAAAGGAUCCUCUCACAAUACGUUUGUGGUGAUUUUAUCGGUUUUCCAAAAAACAGCUCAUGAUGCCCAAUCUUUUAUGGCUUUGAUCUAAACAGAACAUUAUUCAUAUGAUUCAUUUAAAUUCAUUGAUCUGUUCUGAAAAGCCUCUCAUGGAUCAUUCUGCACAGCUGUUUUACCACAGGUGAUACUUGACGUGUUAAUGAUGCCCUUAUCCAUGAUAUUUCAACUGAUUGACAACUGAGUGACAGCCAUGCGAAAAUAAGCAUGUGCCUAAAACGUUGUCUUCUUUGAGUUGUAGGUGAAGAUUUAACAUUUAAAAACAACAUAAUAGGACCAAAAUUAAUGAUGUAAUUUUCACAUACGGUUGAGUUUUAUUCAACCUUUAUGAAUACAUGUGUCAUUUUAACAGAUUUCAUUCCUUAAAGAUUCCUCUUGUUGUUGAGGCACGAUUUUGCUGUAUGCAUUGCUUUAAAACAUUGAAGCAGUCAUGUCAUUUUUAUGAAGUAAGAAAUAAAUGUUUCACCAAAAUCAUA